AUGGUUCGGUUUCCACUGAAAAGCUAUGUUCCAUGUUUCUCAGUAGUGAAAGUAGAAGAAGAGUUCGAGGAAAGUUUUGUACACAAUUCUAUAGAAGAAAAUAAAAUUGAUAGUAAAAAGUAUGCUUGUGGAAGUUGCACGAGUGCCUUUGCUCAGAAGAAAAGUUUGAUGACUCAUAUUCGAUAUGCUUGUGGAAAGCCAGCUCGAUACCGAUGUCCCUAUUGUCUUCCAUUCGAGCAGCAUUUCUAUACACUACCUUCUUAUGGAGUACUAUUACCGCAGGAAUUAUCCACAUCACCUCGUUUUAAGUGCCCCUAUUGUGCAAAAUUGUCCAAAUUGAGGUCGAACAUGUACAAGCAUGUAAGAGGAAAACACCAGGGAAGAGAUGUUUGGGCUGUGGAUUUGCAUGAGACAUAA
Messenger RNA from Belonocnema kinseyi, 417 nucleotides. Its product is annotated as zinc finger protein 710-like. The record is from RefSeq and is a predicted model, not a curated record. Lineage: Eukaryota; Metazoa; Arthropoda; Insecta; Hymenoptera; Cynipidae. The coding region runs from base 1 to 417 and encodes 138 amino acids. The transcript is spliced from 3 exons.